AUGAAAGAUAACAUGGUAAAAAACCGAAGGACAAGUCGCCAAGUGCAAAAAUGGAAAACUGAAGGACGCCUUGGAACUUUUUCAUACCCAAACCUGACAUUUACUUACCGUUUAGCCAGUAGGCGUCAGUCAUCUGACCAUCGGCACGGUAACUCGUACUGGGCAGUUUGGCCAUGUUAUUUUGACGAGCUGAUGAGUUGA
Molecule: messenger RNA, 201 nt
Organism: Haemonchus placei
Lineage: Eukaryota; Metazoa; Nematoda; Chromadorea; Rhabditida; Trichostrongylidae
Source: the annotation of a GenBank genome assembly